UUCUUUUCACUAUAAAAACGUUCGUUAUGAGUGGGACUUUAUUUUGUUUUAAACGAAACGUGUUGUUACAAUUUUGGAGGUACUCAAGUACAACAACGAAACAAACACCGGCUGUAUAUUGCUUGGAACUAGUUAGAAAACAUGAUUAUGAAAAUUUUUUAUGCACAUUAUUAUUACCACAUGAAACUAGAGCAGUUGCAUUUCCAAUUCGUGCAUUUAAUGUUGAAGUGGCUCAAGUAAAAGAUCAAGUAAGUGAUUAUAAAAUAGGAGAAAUGAGAUUAAAAUUUUGGGAAGAUGCAUUAAAUAAUACAUACAAAAAAAAUCCUCCUAAAAGUCCUGUUAUGUUGGCAUUGUAUAAGAUUUUGCAGAAGCAUUCUCUUUCUAAACAUUAUUUUAAACGAUUAAUUGAUAUAAGGUUUGAAAAACUUCAUGAUUAUUCAUUUAAUGAUAUAACUGCAAUAGAAAGGUAUGCAGAAUAUAGUAAUUCUUCCAUCUAUUAUCUUUUAUUGGAAGCACAUGGUGUAACUAACAUUAAUGCAGAUCAUGCUGCAAGUCACAUGGGCAAGGCACAUGGAAUUAUUAAUUUAAUACGAUCAGUUCCUUAUAAUGCUAGCAAAAGAAUUAACAUGUUACCACAAGAUAUUUUAAUGAAACAUGGUGUUUCUACUGAAGCAGUAUUGCAAGGUCAAUCAAGUAAAGAACUUCAAAAUGUGAUAUAUGAUGUAGCUUCUUAUGGGAAACUACAUUUAGAUGCUGCCAUUUCUCUCAAAAGUAAUGUGGGAAAAAAAGCAAAUUUGAUCUUUUUACCAAUAAUUUGUCUACAAAAGUAUUUAGAAGAACUGAGAAGAGUAGACUUCAAUAUCUUUGAUGCAAAAUUAUAUAGGAAAGAUAAUUUACUCCCCUUAUAUUUGUUUUUGAAAAGUUGGAUGUUUUAA
Habropoda laboriosa is the source of this 935-nucleotide messenger RNA. RefSeq names its product NADH dehydrogenase (ubiquinone) complex I, assembly factor 6 (gene sicily). The coding region runs from base 27 to 935 and encodes 302 amino acids. Gene Ontology annotation, cellular component: mitochondrion. Gene Ontology annotation, biological process: mitochondrial respiratory chain complex I assembly; biosynthetic process. NCBI's taxonomy places the organism in Eukaryota, Metazoa, Arthropoda, Insecta, Hymenoptera, Apidae. The transcript has 4 exons. The record is from RefSeq and is a predicted model, not a curated record.